UCACACUGGGUUGGGAAGGAAUACUACAUAAGAGGACCGGAUGGAAAUGAUAUUCACAGGACAAAUGUGCCUCAUAUCAGACUGGAAUUCCGUGAUACGAUAUGGCGAGAGGAGAUGCAACAAGUUUAUCUAGGCAAAGCUGUAUUUCCUCGACACAUUGAGACAUAG
Ilex paraguariensis (yerba mate) is the source of this 168-nucleotide messenger RNA. The record is from the annotation of a GenBank genome assembly. NCBI's taxonomy places the organism in Eukaryota, Viridiplantae, Streptophyta, Magnoliopsida, Aquifoliales, Aquifoliaceae.